AUGGCGAGAUUACGCCUUUCUCUAACAUCAUCCACUCUCAUCCCCUCUCAUCCACUCUCAUCCCCUCCCAUCCACUCUCAUCCCCUCCCAUCCCCUCAUCCCCUCCCAUCCCCUCUCAUCCCUUCCCAUCUCCUCUUAUCCCUUCCCAUCCCCUCUCAUCCCCUCUCAUCCCCUUCCAUCGAUUCCCGUCCCCCCUCCUGCCGUCUAUUCCCCUCUAAUUCCCUCUCCUCCCCGUUUAUCCUCACUAGUCCCCUCUCCUGCCCUUUAUUUUCAGCUCAUUCCCUCUCAUCCAAUCUCAUCUCAUUUCAUCCUCUUGCAUCAACUCUGAAUUGUCCCAUCCCCUUUGCUCCUUUUGCCUCUCCUUUCCUGCCCUCUAAUCCCCUCUCAUUCCCUAUUAUCCCCUACAUCCUCUCUCAUCCCCCUCUCCUGCCAUCCCCUCUCAUUCCCUAUUAUCCUCACUCAUCCUCUCAUCCCCUCUCAUCCUCUCUUAUCGUCAUUCAUCCCCUCUCUUGCACUAAAUUCCCCUCUCAUUCCUCUUAUCCCCUAUCUUCCUCUCUCAUCCCCUCACCUGCCCACCCCUCUCAUUCCUUCCUCUCCCCUCUCAUCUUCUCUACUCCCCUCUCAUCUUCCCUCUUCCCUGCUCCUUCAGUGGGGGGAGGCCAUGGCUCCUAUGAUUCCAACACUCCUGGCCUCUAUUCCCCUCUCAUUCCCUAUAAUCCCCUUGCAUCCUCUCUCACCCCCUCUCCUGCACGUGUUUACCUCAUUCUCUCUCAUUCUCUCUCAUUCACUCUCAUUCACUCUCAUUCCCUCUCAUUCUCUCUCAUUAUCUCUCAUUCACUCUCAUUCUAUCUCAUUCCCUCUCGUUCUCUCUCAUUCACUCUCAUUCUAUCUCAUUCCCUCUCAUUCUCUCUCAUUAUCUCUCAUUCACUCUCAUUCUAUCUCAUUCCCUCUUGUUAUCUCUCAUUCUCUCUCAUUCUCUCUCAUCCUCUUGCAUCAUCUCUGAACCCUCCCAUCCCCAUCACUCAUUUCCCCUCCCUUCGUUACCCUCUAAUCCCUUCGCAUUCCCUCUUACCCCCCUUCAUCCUCUCACAUCCCCUCUCCUGCCCUCCCCUCUCAUUCCCUCCUCUCGCCUCUCAUCUUCUCUCAUCCAAUCUCACCCCCUCUCAUCCCUCUCAUCUUCUCUCGUCCCCUCCCCGGCAUUCUAUUCCCCUCUCGUUCUCUCUUAUCCCCCUUCAUCGUCUCUCAACCCCCUCUCCUGCCCUCCCCUCUCAUUCUCUCUUAUUCUCACUCAUCCUCUCUCAUCCCCUCUCAUUCUCUCUCAUCCCCAAUCAUCCUCUCUCAUCCCCUCUCAUCCUCUCUCAUCCCCAAUCAUCCCCUCUCAUCCGCUCUCAUCCCCUCUCAUCCCCUCUCAUCCCCUCUCAUUCCCUCUCAUCUUCUUUCGCCCCCUCCCUCUCAUCCCCUCUCAUUCCCUCUCAUUCCCUCUCUUUCCCUCUCAUUCCCUCUCUUUCCAUCUCUUUCCCUCUCCUCCACUUUCAUUCUUAUACUGUCACCCUCUUUCAAACUCUUCCAUCCUCCCAUUUUCAUAGUCAUCCCUCUCAUUCCCUAUCUUCCCCGUUGAUCCUCCAUUGUCCCCUCCCCCUCCCUCUUUUCCCCUCUCAUUCCCUCUCAUCCCCUUUCAUCCUUUCCUGUCCCCUCCCCUGUCCUCUUUUUCCCUCUCAGUCCUUGUCAUCCCCUUCAAUAGUUUCUCAUCCCCUCUCCUGCCAUCUUCUCUCCAGUCAUUCCCUCUCCUCCCGAUUCAUCCUUUCUUUUCCCCUCUAUUGCCCUCUUAAAUCUUGUCAUUCCCUCUCAUCCCCUUUCAACCUUGUUCCGUCCCUUGCCUUCUUUUCCCCUCUCAUUCCCUCUCUUCUCCUUUCAUACUUUCUCACCCCCUCUCCUGCCAUCUUUUCUCCAGCCAUUCCCUCACAUCCCUUUCAUUCUUUCUCUUCCCCCCUCCUGUUUUCGCCUCCAAGGGCCUCUCAUCCUCGCAUCUCAUCCCAUCCUCAACCCGUUCCCCCCGCUUCCCUCUAUUCCACACUCAUUCCUUGCAUCUCAUCUCUUUCUCUGCCGUCUCCUUGCUUGCCCUCUAAUUAA
This is a messenger RNA of Closterium sp. Naga37s-1, 2130 nucleotides long. The record is from the annotation of a GenBank genome assembly. NCBI's taxonomy places the organism in Eukaryota, Viridiplantae, Streptophyta, Zygnematophyceae, Desmidiales, Closteriaceae.